AUGUCCUUCGCCCGUCAAAAUAAGAUCAUUCGAACAGUGCUUACUCUUUUCACUGGAAUGCUCGUCGGAGCCUCGUUCACGGCAACCGUGAAACCAUCUGGGUUGUGCGAUCCUAUAGUUUUCGUCGAUAAUCCACCGCUUUCGUCUGCCAUGACGCAGAGAAGUUCUGAAGGAGCAUACGCGGAUGACAACGCCGAAUAUGGACGCGAACAUAAUUUGGUCGCUUCGAACCUUUCUUUCCCGCUAGAUGGCGUUCCAUCUCCAUACGAGUCUGCUAUUCGUUUUAGGGCCGCUAAUGAAGCUGGCAGCGAUAAAAUAUCGCUUCACUCAUAUCACUUGAUGUAUGGACCGUUCCUUGCUCCUUACCUCGAAACAAAUGUGAUCGUAGGGCUGGGAUACGGCAUCGGUGACGCAGUUGCAAAAGGUUUCAAGAAUGAGCUGACUUCAAAGUUGUCGAUAUACACGGGUGACCAGUCCGACGUACACUUUUUGAAGCAGAUGAAAGUCGAUCUCAAUCACGAACAGUUUGACAUCAUCGUCGACGACGGCUCUCACGUGCCGUGGCACCAACUUUUUACCUUUGAGAUAAUGUUCGACACUUGGUUGAAACCUGGCGGGCUGUACAUAAUCGAGGAUGUUGAGACGUCAUACUGGGAUGGAAGUCAUCCGAAAAUUUACGGUUACGAUAUUAUCGAUGCUGGAAUGGGAAAGAAAGGAAGCGUUGUCGAAAAGUUCAAGGUGCUGUGCCGAAAUCAUUUUCCCAGUUGA
This is a messenger RNA of Micromonas commoda, 768 nucleotides long. RefSeq names its product prokaryotic methyltransferase-like protein. The coding region runs from base 1 to 768 and encodes 255 amino acids. The record is from RefSeq and is a predicted model, not a curated record. The transcript is spliced from 2 exons. Lineage: Eukaryota; Viridiplantae; Chlorophyta; Mamiellophyceae; Mamiellales; Mamiellaceae.